This is a messenger RNA of Hemicordylus capensis (graceful crag lizard), 18530 nucleotides long. Its product is annotated as potassium voltage-gated channel subfamily C member 1-like. Gene Ontology annotation, molecular function: delayed rectifier potassium channel activity; protein binding. Gene Ontology annotation, biological process: protein homooligomerization; potassium ion transmembrane transport. Gene Ontology annotation, cellular component: voltage-gated potassium channel complex; dendrite membrane; axon. The record is from RefSeq and is a predicted model, not a curated record. NCBI's taxonomy places the organism in Eukaryota, Metazoa, Chordata, Lepidosauria, Squamata, Cordylidae. The transcript is spliced from 5 exons. Bases 967 to 2829 code for a protein of 620 amino acids.
ACAGUGCAGAGGAAGCAAUGAAUGGAGGAGAGAGAGAAAGGGAAGCAAGGAAGGGAAAGGAGGGCAGGCAGGCCGGGAAAAUGGGGCAGGGGGGGAGUCAGAGGGCCAGGAGCGAGUCAGAGAUGGCAGAAAGAGGACCCCCCCACGCCCAGGGCCAAAUGGGGAGUGACCUUCCCCCAACAUGCAGAGCUGCCGCCAGCAUCUCUUUUGCCACAAUUCACACGUGAUUGGUGCAGGAUGUGGGGCUGCUUGUUCCAAACACACGUGAACUGGAGCAAAAGAGGCACCACCCGCACCACACAUGGGAGAAUGACACCGAGAGAGGCUCUCUGUGCUGCGCAGGAAAAGUGUCCCACAUGGAGUAGCCCAGAACUAGGGGAGGAAGGAGGCCCCGAGGAGUGAGAGGAGUGGCAGUGACAUGAGAAGUGGAGAAGGCAAAGAGGGUGCCUGUGGAGAGAGCCCAAUGAAGCCAUGGUGGGACUGGAGACAGAGAGGGGGAGAGAAGGGGAGCAGAAGAAGCAGCAGAAGCAGCAGAAGAGAAAGGCGGUGGAGCAGCGAAGAGAAGGACCAGAGUGCAAGAAAGGGGGGGGCUAGAGGAAGGGGAGAACGAGGGAUAGUGGUCGAGGAGAAAUGGACGAAGGGUGGGAAUGAACAGGGAGAGGAGAAGGAAGAAGAGAAAGGGACGGCGGCAGGAGAAGAGAGCAUGUCCCGGGGGAGGGGGAGAGCGAACCCCGGCGCUGCGCCGCGGGCUCUCCCUCUGCCAACUCCUGCCUCUUCCUCCUCCUCCUCCUCCCGCCCCGUCGAGAGAGAGAGAGAGAGAGAAAGAGAGAGAGCCAGCCCGCCCUCCCUCCCCCCUCCCCCCCGGGGGGCGCAAAGGAGGAGGAGGGGCCGGGAUGACGCCUCGGCCCCUGAUUUGACACCUGCCCAGCGCCGGGGGCGGCCCCCCCGCCUCGGCCCGCGCCCCCGAUGCUCAGCUCAGUGUGCGUCUCCUCCUUCCGCGGGCGCAAGUCUGGGAACAAGCCGCCGUCCAAGUCAUGUUUGAAAGGGGAGAUGGGCCGGAACGAAGACAACGACAAGAUCGUCAUCAACGUGGGGGGCCUCCGGCAUGAGACGUACCGCAGCACCCUCAAGACCCUGCCGGGCACGCGGCUCUCGUGGCUCACCGAGCCGGACGCCUGCAGCAACUUCGACUACGACCCCAAAGCCGACGAGUUCUUCUUCGACCGGCACCCGCAGGUCUUCGCCUACGUCCUCAACUACUACCGCACCGGCAAGCUCCACUGCCCGGCCGACGUGUGCGGGCCCCUCUUCGAGGAGGAGCUGGCCUUCUGGGGCAUCGACGAGACCGACGUGGAGGCCUGUUGCUGGAUGAACUACCGGCAGCACCGCGACGCCGAGGAGGCCCUGGACAGCUUCGAGACCCCCGAGAGCCAGGAGGAUGAGGACAACGGCGACCUCAAGCGCCUCUGCCUCCAGGAGGACGGCCGCAAACUGGGCUGGUGGUCCAAUAUGCAGCCCAAGGUCUGGGCGCUCUUCGAGGACCCCUACUCCUCCAAGAUGGCCAGGUAUGUGGCCUUCGCCUCCCUCUUCUUCAUCCUCAUCUCCAUCACCACCUUCUGCCUGGAGACCCACGAGGCCUUCAACCACAUCGUCAACAAGACAGAGAUCAUACAGUCCGAGAAUGGGACCGACGUAAAGGAGGACUUGGAGAUGGAGACAGAGCCUUUCCUCACCUAUGUGGAAGGGAUGUGCGUCAUCUGGUUCACGUUUGAGUUUCUCAUGCGCGUCCUGUUCUGCCCAGACAAGCUGGAGUUCAUCAAGAGCACCCUCAACAUCAUCGACUUUGUGGCCAUCCUGCCCUUCUACCUGGAGGUGGGUCUCAGCGGCCUCUCGUCCAAAGCAGCUAAGGACGUGCUGGGUUUCCUGAGGGUAGUCAGGUUCGUCCGGAUCCUGAGGAUCUUCAAGCUGACCAGACAUUUCGUGGGGCUGAGAGUCCUGGGCCACACGCUGAGGGCCAGCACCAAUGAGUUCUUGCUCCUCAUCAUCUUCUUGGCCCUGGGGGUCUUGAUCUUUGCCACCAUGAUCUACUAUGCCGAAAGGAUCGGGGCUGACCCGGACGACAUCACGGGCAGCAAGCACACCGUCUUCAAAAACAUCCCCAUUGGGUUCUGGUGGGCGGUGGUGACCAUGACGACUUUGGGCUAUGGUGACAUGUACCCCGAGACUUGGUCAGGCAUGCUGGUGGGAGCACUGUGCGCCUUGGCCGGCGUGUUGACCAUCGCUAUGCCCGUGCCAGUCAUUGUCAACAACUUUGGCAUGUAUUAUUCGCUGGCCAUGGCCAAGCAGAAACUACCAAAGAAAAAGAACAAGCACAUCCCACGAGCCCCACAGCCUGGGUCGCCCAACUACUGCAAACCGGACAUGCAGUCUCCCCAUCGCAGCAAUCAGGGCGAUUCUUGCCCCCUGGCGCAAGAGGAGAUCAUCGAGAUCAACAGAGCAGAUUCCAAGCAAAAUGGUGAUGCAGCGAAUGCAGCCUUGGCCAAUGAGGACUGCCCCACCAUUGACCAGGCCCUGUCACCUGAAGAGAAGUCACCUGUUACACCUGGAGGCCGGGAGCGCUACAACCGUGACCGAGCCUGCUUCCUCCUCUCCACAGGUGAUUUUGGGCAGUCACCUGAUGGGAACAUCCGAAAAGCACUCCCUGCAGGCUAUGAGAAGUCCCACAGCCUGAACAGCAUUGCUGGACUGCGCCUGUCUCCGGCGCCCACUCCCUUCGGCUCACCCGGUUCCGUCCGACGUCCCCGCUCGCCCAUCCCUUCCAUCCUAUAGAGACACAUGAGGGAUGCUUGGGGUUAGCUUGUAUGUUUGUUUCUUUUUUAAAAAACAGAAGAAAAAGGGGGGAAAAUAGGGUAAUGCCAAAAAAAAAAAAAAGGAAAAAGAAAACAAAGCAGCCAAAUGCACUGGAAGAACAAAUGAAAUGCAGGAGGCAUCUCACAGGUGGUGUUGCACUAAAGUUUGCACUUUCUGGAGCGUCCAUGAGAUUCCCAAGGCCUGAAGCCUUCUGUCCCUGUGGUUCUGGGUCAGAAGUGGGGCUUAAAGUUUAUUGCAGGGAGGGUGUGUGGGGAAGGCUGGCUUGCUAUGAAAAUCCAAAUGCUCCCACAAGGAGGAGGAGGUGGAGGUUGGUGAGAGACAAAGGCUGCAGGAAGGGGCCCAAGGCCCUCCUGCCUGGGUUGCCUGCACUUCUCCCCCUCUUCAGCUUCACUGGACUGCACGAUAUUUCUCUGGCCCUGGCUUUGCGCUUUAUCUCUCUCUGUUUAAUGCUGUUUCCCUCAUCAUCAUCUUACUCAGGACUGUAACGAGCCAUAGAGCUUAGUAUGAACCUCCUUGGACUCUUUUUUCUCUUCCUUCCCUUCAUCAGUUAGAUGUCUCUCGGUCUACAUGCCGUAAUCUAUGUUCAGUCCAUCUAUCCUUCUCUUAUCUGUUUGCCUGCCUACCUUUCCCCAUAAAAUAUCCAUCCCUACUGUAGACAUCUGUUCAGUCUAUCUCUAGUUAUCUCUCUCUCUUUCUCUCCGUACUUAUUUACUGAGCUAUUCUAGUUCUUUGAACACACGGACACUCCAUGGUCUCCUUGGGGAAGGCCACCCCACCCAUCUGCCUUGGGCCUUCUCCCUUUCCUUGGAAUUGUUCUUCUCUUUUGUGCAUGGAUCUUCCAUCAAUCACAAGCAAUAAGGUCAAGCGUUCCCUUCUGCCUGGAUGCAUGAUAAUGACUUUCCUAUGAUGUAGAUAUUCCAAGAACAAUCAAGUUCCUACAGAUGAAGGAGCUGAGGGCAGGCAUAGAGAACGGCAUGCGGUUGGGAGCAGAAAAUUCCAGCGUCCAACUAAGUCUGAAGGAGAAAGCCUUCUUUCUUCGCCUCUCUCUCUCUUCCUUUCUUCUGUUUUGUUUCAUUUUUCUUUUUCCCCGCACACAGAAAACGACAAUGGAGCACCUCUUGUUGAAGUGGAUGCUUACACUGUGAUUUUUUUCACUGUUUCCAUCCAUACCUGGGAUGAGAUAGCGUUUUGAUCUGAUUGCGCAAAAAAAAAACAAAGUGGGGGGGGAGGUGAAGAAACAAAGAGACUCAAACAACAAUGAAAUGCAGGAAACAAAUUAAACCUAUUUUUCAUCAGAAAAAAAAACAUAUAUAGAACAACAGGAUCAGAACAUUUGCCGGCGACCAUGUGGGGAAAGAAACAUCUCCUAAUCUUCUGGAGCAGCAAAGUAUGGGACAUGUUAUCCAACAGCAGAGUACAGAACACAUUUUUCAAAGCGACACUGCUGGGACAGACAAACAGAAAGUGUAAGGAAUAGCGCCGCCAAGCUAAACUAUUUAGAGUCUGCAUUUUCCAAGCCAGCAUGUAUUUGCAUGUAAUACUGUAAGCGACGAUAUUUAAUGUUAUAUGCAAAAACAAAAGAAAACAAAAUGACAAAAAAAAGAGAACAACUACAAAACAACUACAAAAAAAAAGAGGUAUAUUUUCCUUCUGGACUUGCAAUCCCCUGCAACAAAAAAAUCACCAAAUUUAGCCAGUGCCCCCUCCCCUGACUUGUUCCCAUCCUGCAAGGGGGUUGGAAGCACCGCACAUUGUAGGAGCUUGGUGUAUCCUAAAGGGCUUUUUUCUUUCCUGAGAGUGGGGUCCUAGAUGACUAAGAUGCUGGCAGGGAGAGCAGAAUCCAACAGCCUCCUGAUUGCCAAACAUUUUCCUAGAAUCCAGAACAAUGCAAGGGGGAGGAGUAUGGUGUGUGCACUAGCAAUUCAUACAGUGAUCUCCAGAGAAGAGGGCAGCAGGACUAGUGCUCUCUUAUGUGGAUGUUCCAAGACUGGAUUGGAGAGGAGUACAAAAGGCAAUGAUUUUGACAGAUGCCAGACUGGAGACAGGAACUGAGAGAUAGUCUCCUCCAGUCUUACCGUAUGUGGCGGUGUCCUCUCUAUUUAAUGUAGUUCAGUGGAGGAACUGUUUCAUCAGAGGGGCAACAUACAAGUGGCACCUUCGCUUUGUAAGCUUUCUCUUUCAUGGAGGCUGCCAAUCUUCAGAGCCUUAGCUUCCAUUAAGAACAGUUUUCCUAGCAAUUAGUAGCUGUAGGAAACAGGGGUGGGGGAUCCAAAUGCUUAUGGCACCAAUCUGAUUCAUCCUUUUAAAAAUGAGUGAUCAGUUUUACAGAUUUGCACAACUCCAGUUUUUCAGUGAAAGCACCUUAUGAGGAAUGCAAAACCAAAUGUUUUGUCAAGAAGCCCAGGAACUGAAGAAGGAACUAUUGGGAGGUACAUUGGUUCCUUAUAGUUUUUAAAGACAAUUUGUAAACAAAAUCUAAAGUAUAUGGAAGCUGCUCUGAAAAUUGGUUAAGCCAAUGGUGGAUGCUAUGAAUAGGCAGGGUGACUGUUUGGCAGGUGAAAAUGUAUGUUUUGCCUGAAAGUGAGCAUAGGGAGAGAAUUGUGCAUAGCCUGUGAAAGCUGUUUGGUAUGUCUGGAGCAUAAUUUCAUAUUCCACGGCAGUCUGAAAGGUAGCCGUUUAGGGCCAGUUCUCAUGAGCAGCUGAAGCGUUGGCUAGUUGUUCUUUUCCGUUGAUUCUCGUGUCUCUCCCUGAACAGGUCUUUCGUUCACAUGGUAAAAGCAUUCAUAUCCUUGAUGUCUGAUGUGGGCUAGCCAGGGUCGCACAAAAACAAGCGAUGACACAGUUAUGAAACACCAACAGGAAGGCACUGGCCAAACUGAUUUUCCCAUUAAGCAUCAUGUAGGUUCAUGUCAAGUCUGUGAGCACUGCUCAAUGCAUCACAUCUUUGGCAGCAGCCGAUUGGCUUCUUAGCCUCAUGUGGCACAGAGCUGGUUAUGUCAGUUAAAUAUUGACCUUAAAGGUCAUAGAGACCUUGUUGUCAUUAAACUUACCAACACUGGUAACUGCAUGUCAUUGCAGUGGCCAUGUGAAUCAGCUCUCAGAGAGCUACUAGUAAGUGAUAUUGUAUAGUUCCCUAGAAGCACUUCCCUUUACAAUGCAAGUUUGAUAAAACAUUUUAUUUUGUUGGUGCAUUUAUUUUAUUUACAUUAAUUUUACCCUGCCUUUCUGUCCCACCAAUAGGGCCGCUCAGUAGCUAACACUGCAAAAAUGUGACAAUGUGAUUGACAAAAUUAAAGCAAAAAUAACAACGGCAGAUAAAAAAAAGUUAUAGCAUGAAGUACUUUUCUCUUAUGCUGGCCAUCCUGGAGCAAACUUGUUUUGUUCAGACAGUGAAUGGUAAAACCAUUUCAUAAACCCAUUUAUAGCAAAUGAUUACUAAUUUUUGACUGAUAGAAAGAACUACUCAUAGUUAACAUUUAAGCAAGAAAUCCUCUUACAUCUUCCAUACUUUGGUUCUCUCAGUUUCUAGAGGACGUUCAAGACCUGAACUUAUGCAAUAGCAGUUGAAAUAACCUACUUCCUGCUGGUCAAGUUAUUGCCAGAUUUAUAAGUCAGCACCCAUAAACACUAUAGUGGGUUUAUUUACCAAUAUAGUAGAAAGCUGUGUUGAAAAUUAGGAUUGUAAGGCAAGGAUUGAGGAAGGAUACUAAUCGAGAAAGAAAUGGGGAGGAGGAUAGUAGAGACAGAGAUUCUGCAAUAGUGAAGGCUUUUUUCUUGUCCAAGUCGCUGAGUAGCAAGAAUUUAUCACCGGCCAGAUUUGUAGAAGGGGUUACUUUGUACUGAAGAGUAUGUUGAUAAUGAAAAUGAAAGUACCCAUUGUUUAUUUUAAUACACAUAAACAUAUGUGUAGAAAAUACAACAGAGGGGCUUCUGGAUUGGUCUUGUGGUGUGAGAAUUCAGUAAACAGGAGAUGCAGUGGCAAUCAUGUUAGCUCUAUACCUAUGUGACAAAUGUAGAUUGGUUUUAUGCCAGUAUAAUGCUCAUGGCCUGCUCCCCACAGCAAAUCCUGGGAAGUACAAUUUGAUGUGAGGAUGCUGGAAAACAUAUGUUGGAGGUUUCUACAAACCUCCUCCCUGCCUCAAAGAACUAGUUCCUAGGAUUUCCUGGAAAGAACCAAUCAACAUUAAACCAGUUUAGGUCUGUAGUGUAGACACACCCUAAGACUGUAAAGUAGCCACUGGGCAACUGCCAUUUUGUUGACUGAAUUAAACCAGCACAAAAUUGGUUCCAAUAACCUCCCAUUAAAGAUGGAGUGUGUACCUCUCUCGCUCUCUCACACACACACCACAAUAUGCAGUUCAGUUUGUUGUACCUUGGAAUCCAAGAUGUUUGUGAAAGGAUUUGCGGACAAAUGACAAAAUACGGAAUAGCUUUUGUCAGUCUGUUGAUGUUGAUGGUAUUCAUUGUGAUUCUGGUUGCUCUUUUCUUAAUAUUUAGGAAUUUGUUGUGUUGAUUAUGUGCUAGCAUAGGGACGGUUUACUUCAUUAAGGACAAUCUAGGUUAUCCUUCUACCAAUAAAGCCUUUCAGUGGCUUUGGUCCAGCAAAGAUGAAAAUUCUGUUGAAAUUUCUGCUGAAAUCAAGAGGAGCCUUUCCCCAAGUAAAUGUUGCAAGUCAGGAUUAUAUUUUGUGGCUCCUGGGUUUGGGUAAGGUCUUACAAUUGCUGACAAAGCUUUCUCAUCUUCAACAGCAGCAGCAGCAGCAUGUGAUUGACUUCUCAGCAUCAUAUAUCAUAAAAAUGGUUCUGUCAGUGGAAUGAUAAGUCACACCGAGGCCCUGUUGUGCUGAUCAGGGACGACUGUAAGUCCAAGUUCUCACUGAGGGUGUCAGUGUCUUGGCUGUACCAUUUCAGGAUGCAGGUGGGGGCUCAAAGAACUGAAUGUUGCUCCGUGCAAAAAAAUUCGCUCCACAUAGAAAACAGAACGUCAGGAAGACGGUUCUAGCCAAGGAUUUCCCCUGACACUCAUUUUCUAUGUGCAGGAGUUUUAUUUGUUUUAAUGGAUGAGCUUUAAUGGAUCUGUGCCCUUUCCUGUAAUCGGGAAUGCUACAACAGUGAGAUCUAAGAUCCUUUGGAAGGUUCUGAGAGGCAGGAAUCUGAAGGACCAUUGAGCUCAGUUGUACCUUAUAGCUUCAUGUACAGAUGUACCUUAUCACUCUCAUAGACUUUGGUCAGGAAAUAAGGCCCCUUCAAGAAGGGAAGAAGGGAUUUGGAGCCAGCGUCUGAGCCUACACUCACUAAAAUGACCUGCUAACAAGUUUCUCUACAUCUUUUGUGUUCCUAAGUUGCCUGUAGUUUGCCAGAUUUGACCCAGGAUGUUCAGGUUUUAUUGUAAGUUUUGUUUAAACCUCUUUGAGAGAAAGAGCUUUAUGUCUGAAGGAUAGGGCUCCAACUCAGCUGAUCUGUGAACAUGAGGAAUUAGUACCUGUGUUACAAGUGCAGUCCUACUCCUUAGCAUAGAUUAGGACAAUUCUCCUUGUGUUAAUGAAAGCACAUGUAUUGGCCUAGGGGGUUGUGCAGAAUUAGCCUUUUCACUUGGAAACACAUUUUUCUCCCUUUACAUUUUCAUAAGAGCUUUCUGCACCCCUGCAAAACCAUCAGAUGGCCUACCACUCCUACUCGGAAACUCAUCCAUCUCAUACACUAUGCAAACUUUCUCCCAUGUUAGUGGAGGCCCAUACAAUCCCCAGUCCUUCCCCAAAAUCCCAUCCAACCUCAGUCCUAUCACUCUCCUCCCCAGAUGAUGGAAGCUCUUUAUGCAACGAUUCCUAUGCAAAAACAUAAAUAAAUAAAAUUCAAUAGCUGGCUAGAUUUAGGAGGGUGAUUGGGAGCCCCUCUCCCCAAGCAAAAUUGGGAGCAGGGGAUGGGGAGUUGCUUAAUGCAAACUCUUGUAUACAAUUUCCCCCCUUUGCGGUGCAUUCUCCUCCUACCCACUUCCGGGGUGGGAAAAUGGGGGCAGUUGUUAAGUCGGUCAUAUUGACCAAGGUUUCUCUUUGAAGGGCACACAGAGUCCCACAAUAAGUCCAUGAAGUGUCUUGUUGUGUAACGGAAGAUUAAGGGGGCGGGGAGGCAUUUUAUGGAAGGGAUACUAUCAGCUAAGGCUGUGAUCCUAUGGACGCUUACAGGGGAGUGAGUCCCAAUGAACUCCAUUAUGACUCAUUUCUGAGUAAUUAUUCAUAGGACUGGUCUGUAAGUCUGUUUCCUUUCGAGAUGGCUGCGUACCCUUCCACUGCAUUGAUUGUCUUAAAAAGACAAUUUAAUGUGCAUACCAAAUUACACAUUCUCCAGCAGCAAAUGGCCAUCCCUACAAAUUGUGAUCACUAUAUCUUUUCUACAAACGACUCCCCACCCCCACUUUAAAGUUAUAUGCAGGAGGGGGAUGAGACCGAGAAGCCUUGGGACUUCUGCUGUGUUGCCAUUCCGCACUUUAAAUCCUGCCCCCCAGCCCCCACUCACCUAUCAGGGUUAAUGGGCAAUUUGCUUUCAUAACAUUUUCUUCAUCCUUUGUGAUUGCUUUCCUUUGUUUGCUUUAGUUUGGCUGGUUUGCUAGAGCAGAUCUUCAUGUUCAGCAGAAUCAUGUGAUAUCGCUCUCCUGGACUGUACCAUUUCAGAAUGCAGUGGGUGGGUGUAGGAGGGUGUUUACAUGUGCUUGUAAAUAACCACUCAUUGACACACCUAGGUUGAGUAAAAAUUACCCCCUGACAAGAAGGCAAGACAUUUUGUAAUAAUGGCUAUGCAUAGGGUUCUUAGUUUUUUCAGGCUGUAGAUGACUUACAUUCACAUGCCUGGUCAUGUGGGCUAGUUUUUAGAUGAAUGUGUAACUUUUGGGGACUUGUUUACAAGCUUGGAUUUGCAUAUUUGAAUAAUUUCCCAUAUCUAAAACCCUGUGCGUGUGCAAAACUAGCAUGUCAGGGAGAAGGCUAGCCUACCAUUUUCCUCUUUGACACGCUUGCUUUCCAUAGGCAGGGAUUUUAUUUUAUUUUUGCAAUGUGAGGGUGUGUUCAGUCAAGUAUUCUGAAGGGGUGUGGUCAAGCCAACCUGCAUUCUGAAGUGGUGCAGUUCCAGGAGAGCUGUAUCAUCACAUGCUUUUGAUAAACAUGUAAUUUGGCUCUAAAUAAAGAGACUGAUAACAUCAUAGCAUCUUUAUCGAACUGUAUCACAGUACAGCUUAGAAAUACUGCCACUUUCUUUGUAUGUCCUUCUUUUGCUUUUCUUUGGGGUAUUUCCUUCCCUGCCCAGAUGAAGAAAAAUAAUUUUUCUGUGAAAAAUUAUGACAGCAACCCAAACGUUGCUUUCACAUCUAGGAUUAAUUUUAGUAGAAUUGUUUUACUUUCUUUCCUUCUCUUUGGUCUUUCCAGAGAAAGCAUUUGAAAUCUACAUGGCAAUAGAAAUAUGUUUCUCUUUUCAAAAUGCUUGGGUUUUUAAUUUAUUAAGAAAAACUUUGGUUGCUGAAUGUGCAAUAUGACUGUGUUGCCAAGAAAAGAAAAGAAAAUGAUUGCAUUUUAGCAGUGAAUGAUUUCCAUGCUUUUCAGUUGCAAAAACAUGAAACAAAGAAUGUGUUUUAAAAAUAAAAAUAAAAACUAUUCCAGGACAUGGGGAAAAUAAAAAUUAAAAUGUGACCCUUUAUUAUAAAGAAAUUGGAAAAUUGCUAAAUGUCAUUUAUAUUUUCCAUAUACAGAAUGCUACCAGCUCUCAUGUUUUCUUUUAAAACCCAAAAUGUUGAUGCCAUUUUUCAAUUUUUUUAAGUUUCUGACCCUUUUCUCCAAAAUUUAAAAAUAUGUUAAUGUCUCAAGCAAGAUUUUAAGAAUCAUGAAAUGUGUUAAAUAGUUUUUUUCUGACAUUUUCAGAAAAAUAAAUGAACUGAUAGAAAUGCUUUAAUACAAAUAUUUUGAAUUUGCAACAUGUUAAUCUUUCCAUUUUCAGUGUGCAAGAGACCAAGACAUUUUGCUUAAACUUGCAGACAACAACAACAACAAAAAACUUCACAUAUGCGGAGGGUUGUUGUUGUUUUAAUUUGAAGAACAUUAAUAGGUUUCAAACAAGCUUCUACUAGUUAAACAAAAAAAAAGUCUGCUUCGUUUUGGGUUUUUUAUUCAAACCAGAUGGAGACAUUACAUAGAAAAUCCCAGGAGUUCAGGAAGAGUGUUGUUGAAGACCAGCUUUAUGGGGACCAGGGAGAAGACCCUUGGGCAUCCACAGGGGGGAGUAUGAUUUGUGCCACUCAUUAUGUCCAGCUCAACAAAGAAUAUGGAGUUAAAGGUGUCUUGAGAAAGCAUGAACAUCUUUUCUGUAUAUACCAGUGUUUUACUGGGUAUUUGCUUAUGGUUGCCUGCAAGGCUUCUUACGGUCCAGGGCUUGCCAUGGUAUAGCAACAGAAACUAUUUUCAGGACCAGGUUUUAGUUGAACUUAAAAGCAGAUUUAGUCUAGACAUUAGGAAAAAAUUCCUAGCCGUAAUGGCUAUUGGAUAGUGGAACAGCCUGCCUCAUGCUGUGGUAGGCUCUCCUUCGAUGGAGGUUUUCAAGUUCUGGCUGGACUGUCUGUCAAGGACUCUGUAGCAGUUUCCUUCACUGAGUAGGGGGUUCUACUAGGAGAUUGCCAGGGUUCUUUCCAUCUUUACAGUUCUGUGAUUCUAUAACUAUGUCAACACAAGCAAGCAGGAGAGUCACAAUCUAUGGGCCUGAGUAAUGCUUCAUGUGAAAAACACCAGACCUUAUUCAGAGGCUCUAGGCCCUAAUUAGAAGCAUGGGGGCUUGUGGGGAUUAAUUGAGAAGAGAAGCACAUCCUGCAUAUACUCAGAGGCACUCUUUACUCCAACCAGCACUUUCAACAGAAAAGCAAGCUACUCUCUGCUAGGUUGUUAUAGAAGAAUAAUAAUCCAAGGCAAAAUUUUACAAAGGCUCCAAAUCCAAAUGUGAGCAAACUCAAUUUGAAUCCUUGUGUGUAUGUAUUAAUCUUUUUUUUAACACUUAGAGGCCUGGUUUUAUACAUGCAGCAGAAUUAGAUGGUAGAAACCUGAGAUGGUAGAAUGGAUGGUGCCAUUUCAGUCGGUCAGUGUGAAGGGAGAUGCUGUUUUCUACUAUUUUCUCACAUAAAAAACCCCCCACAACUAAAAAGAACCAGGGAGAAAGUUACUAACCCACCCUGCUGUGCUAUUUUCCUACUUGCAGAGAGGUUGUGUAUGUGUGUGUGUUUAACACAGGAGCAUUCAUAAGUGGUUUCACUCACCUGUAGUCUGAAAUGGCACAUCCCAGUCUACCACCUCAGAAUUCUAUUGCCUUGGCCAUUCCCUUUGCAUUCCGCUGCACGUGUAGACCUAAACCUAAGCAUGGUGUCAGCUGUUGAGCAUAGAUAAAGUUGUCAGCAUGUCGGUGUGGGGUGCUUCUAGGUUUGUGUGCGCAUUGGCCCAAAGAUAGAUUCAGCAGAAGGGCAUCUGUGAAUCUGUCCAUGAGUAUUUUAAUCUUUUAAUAAGCUUUGUGUAGGUUCCUUUAUCCAUUAACGCUUUAUGUUGUGGUUCAGUACUUCUGAGUACAUAAUGUGCAAUUUCUAACCGUUGCACAGCCAGAGUAUCCAAGAGCUGGUCACUGACGUGCAGCAAAAUGUGGGGGGUUGGAGGACACGAAACAGAGAACUUCCACACCAAGGUAAAGUUGUGCAAAUGCAGUUGCACACUGCCCGUUAUUUCCAAUGGGAACUACGUUGCACAACUGUGUUUAUGUGGUUUUAAGUUGGAAUAGAACGGCUGUACUCCACAACAGCCCCAACGGGUUACACACAUGUAGCCACAUGAGCAGUGCUCCGGCUUCUCGCAUUUCGCUGCACUGAAUGUGAGCUGGUAUGUUUUGUUUCCACUGUUUGGUCAUAAGCAGAGACUGCCCCAGUCAUCUUGGCAUUCAGGACAGAAAAUCCAAGUGGUAACUCCCAUAGUUGUUUAAAAAAAAAAAGAUAAUAUAAAAAUUGACAAUUUGCUGACUUUAAUGGCGCUUCAGAAUGUACAGCCUGAAUGAUCAUAGGAAGAAGCAUCCCUUACGGGGUUGAAGUGUAAAGUUCACUAAGAAUGAUCAUCUUUUAAUGUAAGGAUGCUUUAGAAAGGAAGUUGUCUUCCAAAUCCCUUCGUGCGGCUGACUGGGCCAGUCCUUCCAUUUUACUGGACAGAUCAAGUUUGCAGAGUAGUAAACCACAGUAAGAAACAGAAGCCAUUCUGCUAAAAGAUGCCUUGAAUAGUACCCAGAUCAUACCAUAUGGACAAGCUCUGUGUUUGUAUGUCUGUGUCUGCUACAAGACAACCUCUCUGUACCUUUGCUAAGCUGGAUACCUGCCUCUAGGUGUAUCCUCAAGAUGAGGGAUGGGAAGGAAUGUAUCCUAAUUCAUUCUGAAAAUAAGGCAAUAGAGUGCUCCAUUAUCUCGCAGGUGUUAGGACUGAUCAGAGGCCUUGGAAAGGGUAGGGGGAGAACAGACAGCAGAUGCUCGAGAGAAGCCUCCUGACCACGGAGCUAGCUUCUGACACUCAGAUAUUGUUUUUCAGCAGUGCUUCUCCCUGAUAGUAUAUGAAAUUGGGAGGAAGGGUGGAAGGUGGAGGAAAGACGGGUGAUUUUAGACUCAGGAAAAGUUGGGUGUGGGUGGGGUGGUGGUGGUGGUGGUGAUGGAAGUGUGAUGUUGCCCCCCACUGGUGGGGGCAAGGCUUGUCGGGAGGGAGGGCAAGGCUGUUCAUGUUUGGCAGAGAAUGGUGCCAAAAUGUGGGGCCGAGGGGUGGGCUCAGGGGCGGUGGGGGAGGGACACAGAGCUAUUUUUUCAAGCAGAUGUAAUAUAAUAAUUAUAAGAAUAAAAUUUAGAAAGUGAUGCUAUUUUUUCAUAAAUUCCUCUUCCCCCCUCCAGUUGCCACAGCAACAUUUUAAGAAGUCCUGUAAUGGAGGCAUAAGGAUUUCCCACGGGGCAUGUCGAGGGAGAGAAGACCAUUAGAUGCAGGGGGUGAAGAAAAUGUGGUCUUAUUUUGCCUAUAUAUAGAGAGAGAUAUAUAUGACCACGUAUAUAUGAGAAAGAUUUCUUUGUGGUUUUCAAAGUGUUUUUCUCCCAAAUAUGAGUGAUUAUUUUCUGCUCACACUGAGCAAAACAAAGAGUAAAUAAUUUCAAUUGCUCAAGAGAAAAAACUAAUUUUUAUAAAUAUUUUUAUUCACCAAACAGUGAAAAUCUUGAUUUUCAUUCCCUGAAAAUUUGCAGUAUGGUUUUAAAAAUCUUUAUCUAUGCCCAGGCCCAAAACAGAAACUUUAAUACAGAAUAUUAUAUUUUAAUGCCUUGAACUUUGAAAUUAUUUUUUACUUCUGUCUUAAAUGUAGGUGACCAAAAUAACCCAAGCUAUUAACAAAACAAAUCAAAUCGCAAACAUUCACUUUGCAGGAAUUUCAAGGUUUUAAAAAUGCUUUGGGUGAACUUUGCAAUUAAAACAAACUUUUCUUUGAUUAUUCCAAAAAGAAAUCAGAUGAGAGAACUUCAAAUGGUUUGAGAGGGAAUAGUGGAGGUGAGGGAGAUUAAAUAUUUCCCUUUACUUGCACAUACAUUCAAAUGCCAGGGUCUUUGUUCUACCUGAUACCCCGUGGUAUUUCCUUCCUUCACAUGCAAUUCAUGUGCCAAAAUGUUUUGAAUUUUCAAAUGUUGAAUUGUUAAGUGUUGGGGGGGCAUUUGGGGGGGCUGGAGCGUCAAUGGGGACAACAUUCAAGCUUGUAUUAAUGUACAGUAUUGGACUCCCUAUGUCUUCUCUAUAAUUUUUUAAUUUCUUUCUUCCCCUGCACCCCUCUCCAUUGUAGAAGUAUAACCAUAUUAGUUUCUUUUAGCAAAAACAAGUGUCUUGUGGUACCUUAAGAACAUGUCUAUCCUAAAAACUCAUGCUGGUUUUAUGCCAAUUAAUUGUCAUAGCCUCCCCGAAAGAAUUGUGGGAAUUUUAGUUUGACAAGGGAGCUUCUGUUGAGAGAUCUCCUCCUGCACAGAACUAAAUUCCCUGGGGAAAGGGAAAGACCACUAAACUAGUUAAGUCUCUUUAAAUGUAAGGCCUAAUAAAUGUAUUUUGGCAGGAGCUUUCUAGGCUUUUCCCAAGAAAGCUUGUGCCACAAUGGCAGUAGUAGUUGUUAAGGUGCCACAGGGUUGUUUUCUUAGCUCACAGCACCCAACACACUCAUCCCUUAACCUUCCUUUUGACAGGAACUUAUUUUAGAAGAUGCAAACAUUGCUUGCAUUCAUUCCAUUUACACCCAAACCAAUCUGGAUUCCAAAGGUGUGAGCAAAACAUUUUCGAUUCCCCACCGCUUGCCAUCCCCAGCUUACCUUUCAAGAGAUCUGAAGAUGAAAAGGGAAGUCAAGAAUGUGGGCUCUAAAAAAUUGGGGAAUUGAUGUAUACGAGACCUAGAGUCACCCUAAUCCUGCCAAGGAUACUGCGCACAGGAGAGCAGCAGGCUAGCUGAACAGGGAACUGCACAUACAACUCAAUGUUCCACAUGCAGUUCCUCUCUGAAUUAGCAUUCAGGGCAGUGUGGGCAGAGUCCUUUUUAAACAAGCAAGUAUCCCAGUGAUUGGCUAUUCAGGAGAGGAAACAAAAGGAGGGAUUGGUUUUAGUCUCUCCCACUACCUGUUCCCGCUAAGGUGAUUGGCAAGCUUCACUUUUUUCAAAAGGGCUCUGCGUGUGCAACCUCAAGCUGCUCUGCACAUGCUCCCUUGGAUUAGAGCAACUUCCGGCAAAACACACUGAGAGUGUUGCCACCUUGUGUGUGCACACAAAUGGAGUAUAAAUGCACAUUGACAGGGUGCAUGAUUCCACUGACACAUGCCCAUGCACACAUGGGUAGCACAUGCACACAUAAUAAAGGAGUGCAGCUGCACAUUUGUACAAAGAAUAUCUUUCACACACAAACACUUCUAGGAACCCAUGUGGGAGAAUAUCCCAUAUUUUAAAGAGGCAACAUGCACACAGAGCAAUGAGCCUACAUCAAUGGGUAAUAUGCUUCCACAUGACCAUAUAUCUGACUGCAGACACACAUCACAGAAGUGAUAUGUAUACACACCAUCAGGAAACACAAGUGAGCAUACAUACCAGGUCUUAUCAAGACUAACAGAAUAUCUAUUAUAAAUCAAACUAAACCAAUGUAGCUGUCAUAGUUUCAUCCAAGGAAUGUUGGGAUUAGCAAUUUUGUGAGGCAUUUGAGUGUUUGUAGUUUGACUUUCCCAGUAAGGUUGCCAACUUUUUAACCAACCCCUGCAACUCUGCCUUGUAACAGCAGCUUGAUCUGCAGCAGGUAGCAAGUCAUCACAUUCAUCAGCUGGUUCCUGCUGAUCAAGCCACUGUUAAAGGCACAGUUAUAGAGGCAACCCUUUUUCCCAGCUGCCCUUCAAGCACUUUAAUUCCUAAAGCUUCUCAAUGGGAAAGAUAGGUUACAUUUGUAGUGGAAAUAUAUCCUCAAGAAAUGUCUGCUUGACAUGCAUAAACUGGUUUCUCCAUGCAUAAACUGGUUUCUGGGUUCUUGUUAAAGAACCCUGAGAAAUUUAGUUCUAGGAUGCUACAGUUCUAUAUCAGCACCCUCCUAAAACUUCAGUUCCCAGAGAUCCUUGGAAGAACUGUUGCUAUUAACUUUGUUUUGGUUUGUAGGGUAGAUAUAUCCCUAGAUACAUUUGAAAACAGUGUGCAUUCAUGCCUGGGUAACAAACAUUGCUCCACAUUGCUCAGUAUACACAUAUCAGGAUCUACACAAAGGUGUAGCACAUGCAUAUACGCACAAACAGAUACAUCUAUGCAAAACAUGGGCUGGUAGUUCUCACACUCGCCCACAUACUUCUGACCUAUACUUUCGGGGUACUGUCCACAUAUAAGCAUAUGUAGGUUUUAUACUAGUUCUAUUCAUGGCCACCGUUAUAGAAUCCUGGGAAUUUUAGUUUGGUGAGGGUGCUGAUUAUUAUUUGUUAAAGAUCUCUAACCGCUCACACAACUACAGUUCCCAGAAUUCCCUGGGCAAAGGGAAUGGUUAUUAAAUCAGUUUUGGAGUUAGAUGUGCCCAUACAUCAUACAUAUAUGAACAAGGUGUGUGUCUCUGUGUGUGUAUUAGAUAGAUAGAUAGAUAGAUAGAUAGAUACACACAUACGAACACCCUAUUUACCUCAAUGCAAAACUAGGUUCCCCCCAAGUUCAUUAAUAUUAGAAAUGGAGGGGGGGGCAUCUUAAAUUCUUCCUUUCAGGCAAAUACAGUAUAACCUUUUUUUAAAAAGGGGGCUGUCUUAAAUUCAGAGUUGUCUUUGAUUCUGGAAAAUACAGUAUAUAUGUGCAGCCACAAUGAGAGAGCAGUAGGAGCCUAUGCAUGCAAACUGUACAGUUGUAUACACACACACACACGAAAUGUGAACACACACGCAUUACUGCAUUAAUUCUCCAUCUUGCAACUCUUUGUGGUGUGCCAUAGGCUCCUUCAGGUGCCGGGCUAUGUGGACAGGAAGGCAUUUUGAAGUGCAUAUUCAGGGAGGCUGUUGCCCCUCUUUUGGAGACAUUGAUGCUGCUCCCUCUUCUCCCACCCUCCUUUGUACGCACGUUCUCCCAGCAGAAUAGCUACCCCCAGGUCAAGUUCAUACAGAAAGCAAUAAAUCAGCCCUGGCUGCAGGCCUGUCUCAGUAAGGGAGAUGUUCCCGGUACACAGCAAUGCACUCAUACUCUGCCUCAUGCUGGCAGGACAGCAUGAGGCACUGACCAUGUCACCCUCCAACAGAAGCCAGCCACUCUUACAUAUCCUUUUUCAUCCUUAUCAACCAGUGCCCUCCCUUGCCUCCUUCCCUUUCAGUUUCCACUCAGUUAUUCAUUGUCCAAGCGUUCCAGCCAUAAUGGUGUCGUCCAUCCAUGCCUGCUUUCUUUCCCUGUUUUCCCACUCAUCCAUUCCCACUCACACACUUCCAUCCACCAUCCCAACUGAUCAUUCAUUCCCACCCUCCUGUCUAUCCAUCUAGUUUCCUACAGAUCAUCCUUCUGUCCACCCAAGCAAAUCCACCUCCAGCACCAAAUUCAAUAAGAAUGUACUUCAUUAACAAUGAUAAGGGAUACCUUUAUCAACAAGAUGUGCAGAAAGGACAGCUCCCUAAAGUUCUGGCCAUCCCCAUAUUCUGCACACUCCAUGGGCCCUUCAACUUCUCCAAUUCCACCAUCCUGUGAGGCCAUAACCAACACAUUCUCUAUGGCUGGUUUAUCCAUCCACCUAUCUGUGGUCUCCAUAUCUAUCUAUCUAUCUAUCUAUCUAUCUGUGGCUUUCAUGGUCCCAAUAAACAAAUAUCCAUCAGUGUUCCCAGUAUAACUUUCCAUCCACUCGCCCUAUCCAUAGCUCCACCAUAGCUACCUAUCCAUAGCUCCAAUAUACAGCCAUUUCAUUCCCAAUCCCAAUGUACAACCAUCUAUCACCAGUCUUGUAACUACAGUUUAUGACCAUCCAUUCAUGGUUUCUUUUCCUGCAAACUAUCUGUCAGUUAUCAUAACACACCAUAUGUCUAUUCACCAUCUACCCAGGUCCUUCACCUCUCUAACCCUCCUUCAUAUACUUCCCUCCCUCCCCACCCCACCUCUCUCUCUCUCUCUCACACACACACACACA